AUGGAAAGUCUCGAGCGCGCGGGAGUCGACUCGAUUGCAGAUGAAGAUGUCUUCCUCCAAGAUGAUCAUGGCCUGACCAUCGCAGAGCAUGCGAUACAAUGCCAAGCUCUUUUCCACAAGUACAUGGACAUGCCGGAAAUCGUAGACUCUUCUAUCAUAGAAGACCAGCAGGGUCGCUUUCGGGCGUGGACAUGGCGCUGGGAUGUUUACGGGCCGCCCAACCUCUCGCUCGACUACAGGCUCCGAUUCAGUCCCACGGCCACGGAUAUCAUACAUGCGCUCAUAAAGCUUAUUUGCAAUACCUUGCUGUCUUUACAUGGCAAUCCGGGAGUCACGAGGAGAGCCGACGACGAAGUCGACGACGACGACGACAACAACAACACAAGCGAUUCAGAGGCCGCGGACGAUCCAGUAGAAGAUAAUAUCUCAAAGAUUACCGAGAUAAUCGGCGGAACAGUGACGCGGCUCAACAGUGUAGCCAAGGCCGCUUGGAAGAAUGCCAAAGCCAAGCGGGCUCGCACGAUCGAAAGGUACAGAGACGACGAAGAGGCAAACAAGGCCAUAGACGAGUUGCGUCUCUACACCAAAUGCUAUAUUGAGUGGCGAUUCCCGGAGGCGCCCGAGGCCCUCCGCUCGGCAUUGGUUGAAGCCAACGGGAUGCGACUUCGACGGCUGUGUUAUCAGCGCUCCCAUCGAGGGCGCCUUGAUCUGAGCAUUCAGCGCCCGGUGACUCCGGUCGUUGCGGCCGUCUACGCCAAAACCAGAACUGAGGUUCCCCGGGCCAUAUCUGUUCUCGUGAACAACAAGUUGUCGUUCCCUCCCAUACCGCCGACCCAGCAGUGUCCAUACUGCGGCGUCAUUGUUGAGUUCGAGAACAAGAACACUGCAGGGUCAUUGCUGUGGCAGUAA
Molecule: messenger RNA, 909 nt
Organism: Capronia epimyces CBS 606.96
Lineage: Eukaryota; Fungi; Ascomycota; Eurotiomycetes; Chaetothyriales; Herpotrichiellaceae
Exons: 2
Coding region: 1-909 (302 amino acids)
Source: RefSeq, a predicted model, not a curated record